Messenger RNA from Tremella mesenterica DSM 1558, 957 nucleotides. RefSeq lists its product as uncharacterized. The transcript has a single exon. NCBI's taxonomy places the organism in Eukaryota, Fungi, Basidiomycota, Tremellomycetes, Tremellales, Tremellaceae. Bases 148 to 612 code for a protein of 154 amino acids. The record is from RefSeq and is a predicted model, not a curated record.
AAAUACGUGGAAUUGUUGUCCGAGUCGGAAGACGAAGAGGAGCCGCUUGCCAAUGGCAACAGCGAUGUCAAUGGUGUCAAAGGUCAAGCUCAUCCGUCUGGGCCACCUCCACUAUCCCGAAGCGUCAACGACCUCCGAUCAGGCUCAAUGUUCAAUGGGCGAUCUACCGCAGAGUCUUCAAGCACUCCCUCGUCCCAAAGUCAUCAUGUCAUCGAUCUCACGUUGUCAGACUCCGACGACGACGGAGACGACCAAGCGUCUUUUCGCCUCCCGGGCACCGUUCACUCGCAUCCAAACGUCGCCGGAUCGAGUCAUCCUCCCUUGGGGACGGUCGCUCGGGCUAAUGGCGGUUUCAACAGUAUGUCUAGCCCGAUCUCAGUGUCGGCCAGUCCAACCACACCGACUUACAGUAAAUACGGUCCUCCUGUCCAUCCAGCUAAUCCACUCUCAUCUCGUGAAAUUCCUCUCGAUCUGCAAGAUCGUUACCUUCCUCCUCCGAAAAGCGGCACAGGGUACCAUGAUUACGCGACAUACCGACCUCCUCCUACCCGUCCGCACCAUCCACGGGACCGGACACAAGACGGACAACAUUACGAUGGCUGGUCUCGGUGACCCACGCCCGCUGCCUGCAUUUGUUCGAUCAUGUCAAACAGCUCGGUCAGUAGGCGCAUGAUGUGACCCUGGUCAUAUGCACGUUUAUAUGCGCUGGUCUUCGAUUUUUGUCCCAACGCCAUUUAGUGUAGAGAGAAUCUGGUUUCUACAGUGUCUAUCUUCCUACAGUACAAGUCUCGGCAGGAUCGGCAGUUGUUGAUCAUCGGAUUGCGCUUCGAUACCCUUGGGGGAUUUUUCUCGUAUGGUCUACUUAAGGUGUGCGUGCCCGUCGGUUAAGACAUCAGGUGGUCUGAUCAGUGUUUAGUUGGGAUGGCGUGUGUCGUAUGAAGUUUGAAUACUUACCGA